AGUUUUCAGUGUAUUUUUGAGCACAGAAGACCGGACUGAUUCUCAAACUCCGAAAAUCUCAGAUCGGAGAAUGGUUCAGAUAAGGCAAAGAUCUUCGGUCGCAGCAUCAAAUUCCGGCGGAAUCGACGACUCGCCGGAAUUUCUUCCAUCCGAGAAACCCAAAUCUAAAACCUAUGAUGAUUUCUGUUCCACUAACAAGCUCCUUGUGCUCUGCUUGGCAUUUCGAUUCGCAAAUGCGCUUUUAUUGCAGACUUAUUUCAAUCCAGAUGAACACUGGCAAGCCCUUGAAGUUGCCCACCGCAUCGCCUUCGGGUAUGGUCAUCUGACAUGGGAGUGGAAGAGGGGAAUUCGUAGCUACUUCCAUCCUUUGCCGUUUGCUUGUCUUUAUAAAUUACUUGCUAUACUCGGCCUUGAUACUCCAUUGUUCAUGAUUAAAGCUCCGAGGCUGUUGGAAUCCAUAUUCUCUGCAGCUGGUGAUUUUUACUUUUACAAACUCUCCUCUGCCCUCUUUGGUGAUUAUGUUGCAAAAUGGGCUCUGUUUUCCCAGCUCACAAACUGGUUUAUGUUCUUCUGCUUCAAUCGAACUCUAUCGAACAGCUUAGAGACCGUUCUUACACUUGUCAGCUUGUAUUAUUGGCCUUGUAUAAGAGUUGCUCCCACCAGAUCUUCCAAGGUUUCGAGGAAGAUGGCUUUGUUUAUGGCAGCAUUAUCGUGUGCUAUUCGCCCAACUAGUGCGAUUACUUGGCUGUAUGUUGGUAUGCUUGAGCUGUUUUCAGCACGUGAUCGACUAAGGUUUAUUUUCUUAGAGGCUGCUCCUAUUGGGUCGUUGGUUCUUGGGAUUACAUUUCUGUUGGAUAGAUUAAUGUAUGGCUCCUGGGUAUUUGUCCCUCUUAAUUUUCUGAAGUUCAAUGUCCUUUCCUCUGGUGGAGAUUUUUAUGGAACUCACAAAUGGCACUGGUACUUCACCCAGGGCUUUACUGCCAUGCUCUUCAGUUUCAUUCCAUUUUCCAUUUCUGGCAUCAUUUCCUCAAAAAAAUGGAAACUCACAGGUCUUGUCAUCUGGGUUCUAGGAGUUCAUAGUCUACUUGGCCAUAAAGAAUUCAGGUUUGUCCUUCCCAUUCUUCCAAUAGCAUUGAUGUUUUCGGGCUAUUCGUUAGCCGCCCUUAGAUAUCCUGCUUCUCCGAAUGGUAAAAGGGAAAAAUCGCGAGACGUCCACAGUAAAUGUCCUAUGAAAAUGAAGUUGGCUGUAAUAUUUUUGCUGGCUACAAAUAUCCCAAUGGGUUUGUACAUGAGUUUGGUUCAUCAGAGAGGAACAGAGGAUGUAAUGAACCAUCUGGCUAAAGAAGCCGUGUCUGAGAAAGUCAAAAGCAUCCUUUUUCUGAUGCCCUGCCAUUCGACGCCAUACUAUUCGACUCUGCACCGAAACUUACCAAUGCGGUUUCUAGACUGCACACCAAGCGAAGAGAGAGAAAUUCCAGUCGAGUCAGACCGUUUCUUGACGAACCCGCUUGAUUUUGCAUCAGAAUUUGCUAAAAACUGGACGGUCCCGAGUCACAUUGUAUUGUUUGAAUCAGAAGAGAGACCACUGAAGGACUUUCUGAAAUCGCAUUCUUUCAAGGAGGAUAAAAGGUUCUUCCAUGCUCACUUCAAGGUGGACCGUGAUCUUCAAUCUUCAGUGGUUUUAUAUGUCUUAACCAACCAAUGACUGUUUUUCUCAGCCGACUUACCAUUUUUUCUCCAUGAAGAUUGGUUUUAACUAUAGAUGAUGCCUCUUCUUUUUUCCAUAGACAAACUUUGUGAGGAUGUUAGUGAUUUCGAGUUGUACAUUCCUAUGCCACAACCUUUAUUGUUGUUAUAUGGAUCCAAUUCAUGUUGGCCUAGUUACAAACAAAGAAAACAUUACUUUCGUGA
Molecule: messenger RNA, 1911 nt
Organism: Cucurbita moschata (crookneck pumpkin)
Lineage: Eukaryota; Viridiplantae; Streptophyta; Magnoliopsida; Cucurbitales; Cucurbitaceae
Product: GPI mannosyltransferase 3
Exons: 9
Coding region: 71-1705 (544 amino acids)
Biological process (GO): GPI anchor biosynthetic process
Cellular component (GO): endoplasmic reticulum membrane
Molecular function (GO): alpha-1,2-mannosyltransferase activity
Source: RefSeq, a predicted model, not a curated record